AUGGCAUGGUUAUAUAAAUAUUCAGCUUCAUCUUCCACAUCUUCAUCCAAAAAUACACCUCAAGAAAAUCACGAAGUGUUCAUUACUUUUAAAAGUGAGGACACAGGCAAAACUUUCACAAGCCAUCUUAACGGUGCUUUGAAAAGAUUAAAUAUUAAAACUUACAUAGGCAACAAUCUUACAAGCGGUGAUGAAAUACCGACUUCUCUUGUAAAGGUCAUCGAAGAAGCCAAGCUUUCCAUUGUUGUUUUUUCAAAAAACUACGCGGAGUCGAAAAGGUGUUUGAAAGAACUUAUGAAAAUACUCGAAUGUAACCAGACGAGUGGGCAAAUUGUAGUGCCGGUUUUCUUUGAUGUGGAUGAUUCUAAUGUAAGGAGUCAGACUGGAAGCUAUGAUGAGGCUUUCGUUAAGCAUGAGAAGAACUUUGAGGAGAAGAAGAAGGUGCAAGAAUGGAAGAAAGGUUUGACAGAAGCUGCUAAUUUUCCUGGUUGGGAUUGCAAUGUCAACAGAACAGAAUUGGAAUUAGUUGAAGAAAUUGCUAUGGAUGUUCUAAGAAAGGUGGAUGGAGUAAAUGUCAGUCACCUAGAUUAUGAGAUUAAUCAGUUAGACAAUCUUGCAAGGCUCCAAUAUCAAUUCUAUGAAAGUAUACCUACACUUGAAAAUCUGAACAUGUAUAAUGCCACAGUUCGACGUAUUACAGAGAUUAAAAUGGACAGAAGUGUUCGUUUACUUCGAUUGACACCUGAUUUGCUUUCACAUUUAGAGUGCUUUUCAAACAACAAUAAUAGGUCUCCAUUUUAAAGUGAUUAAUGCAUUUGUUUUAUGAAGAUUCAAUUGUUUGUUAUUAUAUCCGGAGUUUUAAUUUGAUGAGAUUUCUUCAUAAAUUGUUGUUUGUUAUUAUAUGCGGAGUUUUAAUUUGAUGAGUAUGUUUGAUUAGAUUUCUUAAUAA
Vicia villosa (hairy vetch) is the source of this 949-nucleotide messenger RNA. Its product is annotated as disease resistance protein RPV1-like. NCBI's taxonomy places the organism in Eukaryota, Viridiplantae, Streptophyta, Magnoliopsida, Fabales, Fabaceae. The coding region runs from base 1 to 801 and encodes 266 amino acids. The record is from RefSeq and is a predicted model, not a curated record. Gene Ontology annotation, biological process: signal transduction. The transcript has 2 exons.